AUGAUUGAGAUGAUGGGUGGCAAGAAGACUUUUGCAGUUAUACGUGCCGUCUACGAGCACCGUUAUUCACCAGAGGACUUUGUUCGUGAGUUAGAUUUCGUCUUGGAAAAAAAUGUGAAUGUCGUGAUCAUUGAACCUGAUGACUUGGGUGAGGUCACGUGGCGUUGGAUCCACACCGGAAAUUGGCUUCACAAAACCGCUGUAAUCUCUGGCUUGGCGGCUAUUGCAGGCACCCUGUUGGCUUUUUUAUACGAAAAUCGUGCCGAGAGCAUCGUGAAGGCGUCGCUAAUAUCAGUACCAUGCGGUAUCUCCAGAAGUUUGCUUCCGAGCGUUUUUUUCGGCUUGGUUUCGGCCACGUCGUCGAGUCUCUAUGCGCUCUUUUGGCAGUGGGAUCCUUGUGCUAAGUACCAGGUGGCGCAGUCACUUUCUGUCCUCCCCGCCUGUGUUGUUGCUGCUGCCUCGGGCUCCUCCAGUGUGCACCCCUCCCCCGCCUCCUCGACUGAAAGCUCGCUCAACCCUCACGAUGAACGACAGCGAGGUCGCUGCCACAAUUGCUCCUACGAUUGUGCCGUUGCCGAAGCUGGUGAGCUCGGACAGCGCCCUGUGGUGCUUAUCCGACGGGACGAUUUCUACCGCAAAGUCUUGCACAACACUGUCUCCGUAGGUGCUGUGCUCUGCGUUGGUCUCGCUGUCUAUCGGUGGCGGCGUCUACUUAGGCCCGCCGAGUAUUCGCGUGGUUUAACGCUGUGGAUUCGGACGGUCUAUCCGACGUCUUCUGAGUACAAAUAA
This is a messenger RNA of Echinococcus granulosus, 789 nucleotides long. Its product is annotated as Transmembrane protein. Lineage: Eukaryota; Metazoa; Platyhelminthes; Cestoda; Cyclophyllidea; Taeniidae. Gene Ontology annotation, biological process: inner mitochondrial membrane organization. The record is from RefSeq and is a predicted model, not a curated record. Bases 1 to 789 code for a protein of 262 amino acids. Gene Ontology annotation, cellular component: mitochondrial inner membrane. The transcript has 4 exons.